GCUUCUCUGUCAUCUCCUUCUAAGAAGAGGGGGGCAAGGAAUCUCGAUUUCAAUCUCCUUCUCUCCGGCAGCCCCAUCUAGUUGUUUCCGGUGAGAUCUCGACGUCGGAUCCGAUCUCGACCCGAUCCAUAACAUAUCGUCGAACUAGAUCCAAAUAAGCAUGGCUCCAGUUUCAGCUCUGGCCAAAUACAAGCUGGUUUUCUUGGGGGAUCAAUCUGUGGGGAAGACCAGUAUCAUCACACGCUUCAUGUACGAUAAAUUCGAUAACACCUACCAGGCUACCAUUGGGAUUGACUUCCUUUCAAAAACAAUGUACCUUGAAGAUCGAACAGUUCGAUUUCAGCUUUGGGAUACUGCUGGACAGGAAAGAUUCAGGAGUCUUAUUCCGAGUUAUAUUAGGGAUUCCUCUGUGGCAGUCAUUGUCUAUGAUGUUGCUAGCAGGCAGUCCUUCACAAAUACUUCAAAGUGGAUUGAUGAGGUGCGGACUGAACGGGGUAGUGAUGUUAUCAUUGAGCUUGUUGGGAACAAAACAGAUCUUGUGGACAAAAGGCAAGUCUCUGUAGAGGAAGCUGAAGCCAAGGCUCGUGAACUCAAUGUUAUGUUUAUUGAAACUAGUGCCAAGGCUGGCUUUAAUAUCAAGGCUCUGUUUCGGAAGAUUGCAGCUGCUUUACCUGGUAUGGAAACACUUUCUUCAACAAAGCAAGAAGACAUGGUUGAUGUCAAUCUCAAGUCCAGCAACACGGAUGCAUCACAGUCACAGCAACAGUCUGGAGGGUGUGCCUGCUGAUAUGCUUAUCCUUAUCUGAGCUCAGCUUUUUGACGUUUCUUUAAUGCUCCCGAGAGCCAACAAAGCUAUUGUAAAAAAUCUUUCCUCCCCCCCCCCUUUUUGCUGUAUCUGUCCUUUGCAUGUGGUCGAUGUUUAAACAUAUAAUUUCGUAGAGAUCUGUUUAUGUUAGUUAGGCUAGCCCUAACCUGUCCUAUAUGUGUAUCUCAGAAAAGAUUGUGCCAAAAUUAUGUAGUCAUAGUCAGCUUGGUUUUGUUUCUGAAAGGGGUUUAGUCAAAUAAAUAGUGGUUUUGCUCUUAACUAU
This is a messenger RNA of Hibiscus syriacus, 1088 nucleotides long. RefSeq names its product ras-related protein RABH1b-like. Lineage: Eukaryota; Viridiplantae; Streptophyta; Magnoliopsida; Malvales; Malvaceae. The transcript has 6 exons. Gene Ontology annotation, molecular function: GTP binding; GTPase activity. The coding region runs from base 161 to 787 and encodes 208 amino acids. The record is from RefSeq and is a predicted model, not a curated record.